UAACAAACCCUUCCAUCCUUCAUUUUCUUCCCCCCCCUCCCCUCCUCUCUUUGCUCCCUUGACUUUCUUUGUUUAAAUAUCCUCCUUAGCCAUCAUGAGUUACCAGAACUUGGAGGACAACAACCAAGGGGGCUACGGCCAAUACAACCCUUAUGGUGCCCAGCAGAACCCAUACGGUGCCCAGCAACAGCAACAACCCCAGCAGGGUUACGGAUAUGGUGGCGGCUACGGUCAGGCCGGUGCCAUGGAGCAGGGCAACGGUGGUUAUGAAAUGAACAACAUGCAGCAAGUCCCCGAUAAGAAUGCGCUCUUGACCCGGAUCAACGAGCUCAAGCAGGGAAUUGAGGAUGUCAAGAGGAAGCGUACCACUCAGCUCCGCGCCGCCCAGGCUGCUCUCCUGGAAUCCAACACCGCCAAGGAGGACCAGGUGACGCGCCAGAACGUCGACUAUAUCGAGGACGAGAUCAACACUGCUCUGCGUUACCUGCGCGACCAAUUGAAGCGCAUCGCCGACACCCCUGGCUGCGGUACUGCGGGCCCCGCCGAGCACUACACAAUCGCCAAGAAGGGCUUGCAGGAUGAGAUUACGGCCUACCAGGGCGAUCAGUCCAACUUCCACAAGCGCCUGGAGGAGCAGGUGCGCCGUCGGUACCAGAUGGCCAAUCCCGAGGCCACCCCGGAUCAGCUCGAGGCUGGUGUUCAGGCUGUGAUGCAGGGCCAGGAGCAGGCAUUCAUGACCCCCGGAACUCGUUCUCGCCAGGCCAACGAUGCGCGCCAGGCCACCCUCGCACGUUCCGCUGCUAUCCGGAAGAUCGAGAAGGAUAUGGCCGAUCUGGCUCAGCUGUUCACUGACGUUCAGGAACUUGUCAUCCAGCAGGAGCCUGCCGUCACUCAGAUCCAGCAGGGUGCUGAGGAGACCCACCGCAAUGUUCAGCAAGCCAACACCAAGUUGGACAGUGCUAUUACUAGCGCCCGCAACGCCCGUCGCUGGAAGUGGUAUGCGCUGAUCAUCGUUAUCAUCAUCAUUGCUAUUGUUGUCGGUGUCGCAGUCGGUGUUACCGAGGCCAACAAGAGCAGCAAAUAAGCGUCUGCUUUGCUUUCCCCCCAUGUCUCCCUCCCAACCAUGUACGAACCUAUCACUCCGUCCUCCUCUCAAACGAAAAACGUCGCGACUCGAAUCCCAAACUCGCCGCGCUCGUUCCCACCGUUCUCACACACGUCACCCAGCAAUCCUCCCCACCUGUUUCCCCCUUCGUUUCUAUACCACCUUCUCGCAUGUCAUUUUUUGUUUCUCUCUCUCUAUUGUGUAAAAGCAAAUUCUCGAUCGGCCUUCUUUUCCUUAUGUUCUUCCAGUUGCUGCAGGUAUCGUGUACAGCCGCUGCAUGCGACUGUUCCAUGAUGAUGAUUGUGCUUUUGAUCCUGCUCCCGGGCACUCGAACACGUUGCCGUCGAGGGUGCUGCUUCAGUGCUCUGGGAUGUACAUACUAGAUUGUUUUGCUGCUUUGCCUGUUGGCGCCCUUUUUGUUUUUGUCUGGCACUCGAUUCCUAUGUAAUACCGUCUAAUAAUUUAUCCCUUCUGUCUGAA
Messenger RNA from Penicillium subrubescens, 1585 nucleotides. Its product is annotated as syntaxin. Bases 95 to 1084 code for a protein of 329 amino acids. The transcript is spliced from 5 exons. Gene Ontology annotation, molecular function: SNARE binding; SNAP receptor activity. The record is from RefSeq and is a predicted model, not a curated record. Gene Ontology annotation, cellular component: plasma membrane; endomembrane system; SNARE complex. Lineage: Eukaryota; Fungi; Ascomycota; Eurotiomycetes; Eurotiales; Aspergillaceae. Gene Ontology annotation, biological process: exocytosis; vesicle fusion; intracellular protein transport.